GCUCCAACUUUACUCAUAACUCCAGCGCCUUCAGGCAAAGAAAAUACAUACUCUCCUGCAGUUGUACAGAAACCCUUGCAUCCCUGCCUAUAACCAUGGCUAGACUUCUGGCCGUAUUCGUGUUGGCUAUAUUCGCCACACUGUCCUGUGCUGAUGGCUACGCCUUCUAUCGGACCAAUAUCCCCAACGGAUUCAACGUUCAGCACCCAUGCGAUCCGAGCAAAACCUGGCAAGGCGUAGGACAUCAUAGCGACCAGGGCGGCAACGCUCGCAAUCAGUUCGGACUGGACUUCAAGGCAGCCGGUUAUCGCUGGACGGGGGCUCUGUGCAGGAACGACUCCGAUGGUGAUGGCGUCUCGAACGGCCAGGAGCUGGGCGACCCAAACUGUACCUGGCUGCCCGGUCAGUCUGCGUCUCGCACCGUGAAUAUCACGCAUCCAGGAUUCAAAACACCUAUCGAUGCUCACCCGUACGUCUCCGGCGACACCACAACCCUGGACUGCUCUGCUUUCUUCAAGAAGUGCAAAGCUUUCAGCGCGCCAGGUGUAAAGUAUAUCGACUUACGAGCGCCCAACAACUCCAAAAACAGUCAGGUCCCAGCCAAGGAGACAACCUACUUCAACAUGAACUUCGAGCUACCUGCAGAUCGCCAGUAUCACGCUGUGGGAUUCGCGCCGAUCCUCGACAAUCUCAACGUAAUCCAUCACUUUGUUAUGGUGGGCUGCGACCGCCCGAUCCCGGUGGGCGAGGGCUACGAGGACUUCAAUUUCAUGGAGGGCUGCGAGCGCACGAUGUACGCCUGGUCGUUUGGUAUGCAGGAUGAGUGUCUGCCAGUGGAGGCAGGUGUACCGUUCGGUGGAAAGCACCCGCGGUACGUGCAGGUUCAGCUGCACUGGACGAACAAAAACAAACACGCUGGCUAUCAGGACACGUCCGGUGUGCGCGUCUACUACACGAGCAAGCUGCGCCAGUACGACAUGGGCACAUUGACUCUGGGUCAACUGCAGCUCACCAUCCCGCCAAAGAAGGACGCCGUCGACGCACCAUUCACCUGCACCACCGACUGCACGCAAACGUUCUUCGAUCAGGGCCCGGUGAAGAUGACUGCUUCCUUCCCGCACAUGCAUUUCCUUGGCAAGUCGUUGUUUGUGGACGUCAUAAAGCCGACUGGGCAGCGAACUCGCAUCAUGGACGAUAAGGUGUACAACUAUAACUCGCCGGUCACCUACGAAUAUCCGUCUCCCCAGUACAUGGACAUCGAGGCUGGCGACCGAUUCGAGGGCAAAUGCGUGUUCAGCAGCCAGGAUCGCAACGAGACAACCCGCUGGGGAUUCGGCUCCUUCGAAGAGAUGUGCUUCGUGUUCAUUCGCUACUACCCGUCCCGCGGUGAGCUGUCAUGCAGCCAGUACGACUCGCACGACUUCUGCUAUCAGACAUCGACCGUUGAGGGCCCCCGGUGCAGCGUGUUCGGUUACUUCGAGAAUAUCACGAUCACCGUCAACAAGGCUCUGAAAGAAUGCAGUGACGUCAUCGACAUUGUGGAGCAGGAGAAAACGGGCCUGGCCAGCAGUCCAGCUCCGACGACGGCACCGAAUACGAAUCGUCCGGUAUGUACAUCAAGCUGUCUGAAACAAGUCGAUCGCGUCCUCAAGGCGCACCGCAGCCCUUGCCAGCAGACCCGGCACAAGAAGGAGUGGAAGCUGCUCAACAGCCUGAUCGAGACCAAGAUGACGUCAUUAGAUGCGGUGGUGACUCACUGCAACACGGUAGGCGUGGUGGACGAGGAGCAGCAGAACGGGAACAGCGGUGGCGGAAUGAUCGCAGUCAGCAGUAUGGUCAUGCUUGUCGUAAUGGUAUGUGCUUCUAUUCUUCUGUGAUUCUCCCCAGGAGAUCCAUGAACGUGCAUCGUAUUCUGCUCUUUAUUAUCUAUUACAAUCACGUUACUACCAACACAAUCUGCAAACUCUUGAUUCUCUCUCUCUCUCUCUAGACCAUGCAAUAGUGCAAGUGGAAAGUACAGAUGAAGAGCACUAAUAUCACAUUGCGUCUUGUCAUGGUGUACAUUACGUACCUGUCGCGGAGUUUCAUGCGCAUAAUUUACUUGUAUAGGAAGAGACUGAAAUCGCUGCUGGCACCUUUGCCUCCUACUAUAAUACUGGGCACAUGUUUGUCCACUUGACGAAUUCUCAAUUCUCUUUUGCAAAGUAUGCGAUGAACAGGCACGAUACCUAGCAUUGGGUACCUCUAUUCCGCAGCCUAGAACCAGCUAGUAGAAUCCUACUGUUCAUUAUGCGGCAGCGCUGGCUUCUUAGCUCUUAGUAUUCCGAGUUGCUAUUUUGCCAGAGCUUAUAAAAUCCCUGUCUCUACUUAGCAAUAUGCUUUACUGCCCCAUUACUUUUUCAAUAUGCAAACCAGUACAUACAUAUGCUUGCAUGAUUUGUCCGGUAUUUAAUGCUCCAACACUUGGUUUCACCAAAGAGGAAUUCUAUAAUUCGG
Messenger RNA from Sycon ciliatum, 2496 nucleotides. Its product is annotated as DBH-like monooxygenase protein 2. NCBI's taxonomy places the organism in Eukaryota, Metazoa, Porifera, Calcarea, Leucosolenida, Sycettidae. The record is from RefSeq and is a predicted model, not a curated record. Bases 96 to 1877 code for a protein of 593 amino acids. The transcript has a single exon. Gene Ontology annotation, molecular function: dopamine beta-monooxygenase activity; copper ion binding.